AUGGUGGACAGGACAAAUACAAGCUCUACCGAACAGUCUCACGGAAGCCGCGGAUCCAACGCCAGCUCCGGAUCUAGUAAAUCGAGGGAAAGCAUUCGAGCCUUCUUCUCUCGAAAAGCUACAAACACGAGCGAUCGAAGAGCGUCCACAGCCAAAGAAUCGAAGGACAAGAAGUCACCUACAGUCUCGAGAGAUGGCCUCAAGAUCCCGGACGAACGUAAUGCCAGAGAUUUGCUCCGAGACGAGCAUGAUGCGUGGGAGUACAACACAGUGCUCCUGUUAGGCGGACGACGAUCAAAUGCUAUGAUCCAACUGUUCGCUCUCAAGGCUCUCAUGUCUGAGAUCGAGAAACUUGAGGUGCGAAACAACGCACAGUCGAGCUUUGAUUCGCCUUUGAUACUUUGUCAAAGGAACGAGAAUCCAGCGGGGUUGUCUGGUGCAGCACCCGACGAGACACCCAAAAACCACGACGCAGGAUACCUCCCCUGCCACUAUUUCGACUUCGCCGGCGGCACUUCCACCGGAGGACUCAUCGCAAUCCUCCUCGGACGCCUAAGGAUGACGGUGGAUGAAGCCAUCACCGCGUACGAGGAUCUGAAUCCAUUCCAGAAGUACACCACCACCCCCACGAAGAGGAGGGCUUCGAACCAGGAGAAAGAAUUCAGGGAACGACUCGACUCGGCUGUCAAGAGGCCAGUGAUGCGGCUUCCAGGCACCAUGGUCAAGAACGUGCCCAUUUCCACCAAACUCGCCUCCGGCCCGUACAUGUGCAAAACAUUCCUGAGGGACGACGCUGGCAGCAAAGUGGACCUCAGCACCUGCAAAUCAGACGACAGGCGCGGGGAAGAAAUCAUCGAUGCAGCGUGCAAGAUCAUCAACCAACCGAAGAGGACCUGGGUUCUCCGGAUGCCCAAGCGGAGGAACACCAAAACCGGCUCGCCAAAGUCUGAUUUCCUAAUGGGCAUCAGCCGGAGCCAGGGCGCCGAGACGCGCACGCUCGAAAGGUUCUCCACGAAGGACGUCCCGAAGUUCAUCGAACAAGGCGCCGACACGUUGGAUUCCGGGGCGGACAUCCUCUCUUUGCUCGAGAAAAACCGAUCAUCCGACGCGAAUGCCGUCAGGUGGCUGGAGCAGAUCGGUAAAUGUGCAGAAUAUCUGGUGGAGAAGCGACAGCGGCGAGCACAGACUGCGAAUUGGGAAAGAUUUGCCCUGGGAACUGACUACAGAUGCGGCUACUGCGUGGCCGAGGGCCGACCGAAGGACCCGGAGAGGUCGUACGACCAGUAUUUGUUGAUCGAACAUCUGCAGACAAAGCAUCGUGCACCACCGUCUGAUGAUGAUCGGUUUGACACCUAUUGCGAGAUCCUGAGACAUUUCCGGACCGUGGCCGUUGCUCAGGAGCCAGGGGUCGAACAAUGUUGA
Diplodia corticola is the source of this 1422-nucleotide messenger RNA. Its product is annotated as calcium-independent phospholipase a2-gamma. The transcript is spliced from 4 exons. The record is from RefSeq and is a predicted model, not a curated record. NCBI's taxonomy places the organism in Eukaryota, Fungi, Ascomycota, Dothideomycetes, Botryosphaeriales, Botryosphaeriaceae. The coding region runs from base 1 to 1422 and encodes 473 amino acids.